AGAACCAGUAAAAUCUGAAUUCUAAGAAGUUUUAUGGCGGUUGAUCUGGUUUAUUUAUUUGACAAAUAUGGAAUCUUAUUCAAGCAGUGAUGACUCUGGUGAUGAAGCACAAAGCCACAACGAGUCUGAUGCAGAACAAAAACGAUCAGAAGCAGAACAUAGUGAUGUUGAAUCAGAAAAUGAGCAAGCUGCACAGUCAAAUCGCAGCGAAAGAUCUGAGGCUAGUGGUAGUGAAUCUGAAGCAGAAGAAAGAAAUAUGUCUUCCCAUGAUCAAAAUGAUUCAGAUGAAGCUUCUCAGAAGCAUGAUUCGGAUGCUGAAUCUGAAGGUCAACAUUCAUAUGCUUCAGAACAGCAUGAGCAGCAACAUUCAGACAAUGAAUCUGAAAGACAAGCUUCUGGUGAUGAACAUGAAGCAUCAGAUCAAGAAAUGGGUGCACAAUCUGAAAGAGUAGCUUCAGGAAGUGAACGUGCUUCUCAAAGUGAAGGAUCAGAUGCUGAACAUUCUGAUUAUGAACAAGAUAAUCAGGGACAAAGUGUCAGAGAAGCUUCUGAUGGAGAAAAUCGUCAAGGUGAUCAGUCUGAAGAAGAUUCAGAUAAUGAACAAGCUGUUUCAGAAAGAGUGGAAUCUGCUAAUGAAGACGGUGGUUCUGACAUGGAGCAAGAACGAUCUGAUGUAGAACGAGCGAGUUCUGAUGCUGAGCAAGCUGUAUCUGAAGCAGAACAGGCAGGUUCAGAUGCAGAACAAUCUGAUAUGGAACAAGCAGGCUCUGAUGCUGAACAAGCUGGCUCGGAUGUUGAACAGGCAGGCUCUGAUGCUGAACAAGCUGGCUCAGAUAUUGAACAGGCAGGCUCUGAUGCUGAGCAGGCAGCCUCAGAUGUAGAACAGGCAGAUUCAGAUGCAGAACAAGCAGGUUCAGAUGCAGAACAAGCAGCAUCAGAUGCAGAACAAGCACCUUCUGAUGUGGAGCAGGCAGUUUCUGAUGCAGAGCAGGCAGGUUCUGAAGUUGAAGAUGCAGGUUCUGAAGUUGAACACGCUGGAACAGAUGGUGAACAAGAAGGCUCUGGGGUAGAGCAAGCUGGUUCAGAUGUCGAGCAAGCUGGUUCAGAUGUUGAACAAGCUGGUUCAGAUGCUGAACAAGCUCAUUCGGAAGCUGAGCAAGUUGAUUCUGAUGCUGAGCAAGCAGUUUCAGAUACUGAACGUCGCAGUUCCGAUAAAGAACGAUCAGAAUCUGACAAUGAACGUGUUGAAUCUGAAGCAGAAGCUCGUUCUGAACAGUCUGACGCAGCCUCAGAGAAUGAACAAUCUGAUCAAGGAAACAAAUCAACAAGUGACUCGGAGGCUAGAAAGAAAAGAAGAAUUUUAAGCAGUGAUGAUGAGCAUUCAGAUCAAGAUAAACGCAAGGUGAAGAAAGUCCAUCAAAAACGCAGAGAAGUUCGAAGAUCAUCCAACCAAGAAGAAGCUGCUCAUGAAUCAGAUGAAGAUGGAAGAGAAGGUGCAUCAUCUGUCAAAUCUGACCAUGAAGAGCAUUCUGCUGCUGAUUCUAAUGAUGCAGAUUCGGAUGUAGAAAUGAGAUCCCGAAAGAAAAGAAAAAUUGCACAUUCCAAUGAUUUGGGCUCUGAUGAGGAAGCAGUCAAGAGAGAUAGUAGCGAAAAUGAAUCUGGUGAUGAAUCCCAACUAAAGUCUCAAAGAAAAAGAAAACAUAGCAGUGAUGAGCAAAAUGAUUCUGAUGAAGAUGACGAUGUUAAAAUAAAGAAAAAGAAGCGAGUUGUUGUUGAUGAUUCUGAUCAAGGUUCUGACAUGGAAGCAAAAAAUGCAUCAGACGCAGAAGAAAUGGAUCAAGAUCGUGUUAGAGAUGACGAUGAAGAAGGUUCUCCCAAAGCUACUGCAACUGACUUGUUUGGAGAAGAUCUGGAUAUUAGCUCAGAUGAGGAAGCUAAAGCAGAGAGAAUGACUAAUGGGGAUAUGGGAGAUGCCUCUCCAUCCGAAAAACCGGAACAAGAAGAGCCUCCUCCAGAAACAAGAAUAGAAUUAGAAAUACCAAGAAUAUGCACUAAUCUUGGAAAAGAAGUGCAUUUCAUAAAAUUGCCUAACUUUCUCAGUGUUGAAACCAGGCCUUAUGAUCCUCAGUGGUAUGAAGACGAAAUUGAUGAAGAUGAGGUUCUUGAUGAAGAAGGUAGAGCCAGAUUGAAAUUAAAGGUUGAAAAUACAAUUCGGUGGCGCAAAGUGUUUGAUGAUGAUGGACACGAAAAAAAGGAAAGUAAUGCUAGAGUUAUUAAAUGGUCGGAUGGCAGCUUGUCAUUACAUUUAGGCUCUGAAAUAUUCGAUGUUUACCGACAAACAUUAAUGCCGGGUGAUCAUAAUCAUAUCUUCAUACGUCAAGGAACAGGUUUGCAAGGUCAAGCUGUUUUCCGUACAAAACUCACUUUUAGGCCUCAUUCAACAGACAGUUUCACUCAUAGAAAGAUGACGUUGUCUCUGGCAGACAGAAAUCAAAAGACACAGAAAAUUAGGGUGUUGCCUAAUGUUGGUAAAGAUCCUGAAGCUCACAGAUGGGAAAUGAUUAAGCAAGAGGAAGAUCGCUUAAGAGCAUCCAUUCGAAGGGAAAGUAAACAGAGGAGAGUUAAAGAAAAAUCUCAUUCCAGAGGACUCAGUAGUUCAUACUUAGAAGGUGACAGAUAUGAAGAUGAUGAUGAUGGCGCAAUUUCUUUGUCAGCUAUCAAGAAUAAGUAUAAGAAAAAUGCUGCUGCUGCCAAAGAGCGUCAAUCCAUAUAUUCUUCUGAUGAACCAUCGGAUGAUGAAGCUAAAGACAAAAGAGCCGACCAAGCCAAAGAGGAUGAUGAUGACGACAGUGACUUGGAUUAUUUUGAUCGCAAGAAAGCAGCAGCAGAUGGGAAGAAGAAAACAGUCACAAUUGAAGAAAGUGAUGAUGAUGAUGAUGAAUAGUACUGAUACAUUCAUCAAAAUAUUGUAAAUAUUCAUUUGUUUCGCAAAAUCUAGAAAAUCUUUUAACUUGUAUAUUUAUCAUUAAAAAGUUUUUUUUUGGAAC
This is a messenger RNA of Uloborus diversus, 3047 nucleotides long. Its product is annotated as RNA polymerase-associated protein LEO1-like. Gene Ontology annotation, biological process: positive regulation of transcription elongation by RNA polymerase II; transcription elongation by RNA polymerase II. NCBI's taxonomy places the organism in Eukaryota, Metazoa, Arthropoda, Arachnida, Araneae, Uloboridae. The record is from RefSeq and is a predicted model, not a curated record. The transcript is spliced from 20 exons. Gene Ontology annotation, molecular function: RNA polymerase II C-terminal domain phosphoserine binding. Gene Ontology annotation, cellular component: nucleus; Cdc73/Paf1 complex. The coding region runs from base 68 to 2944 and encodes 958 amino acids.